AUGGAGAAAAAAAAUCUAGAAGAACUGCUUUUAAAGAAGUCACAACAGAAAUAAAAAAUAACCCCAUUAAAUUACAAGAAAGGGUUGUUUAUUCUGUCAAAGACAAACAUUUAUUAUGAACAUGACAAAAGGAGAAAAGGAAGCAAGAGGGGAUCAACUGGGACUGAGAAAAUUCGAUGUUUUGAGACACUGAAUCUUGAGGAAUCAACACCACCUCCUGCAAGACUUUUCUGUUGUCCUGCUCAGAUUCCUCCUAGAGCCUCCAUCAAUCCCAAUUCUAUGGGCAGUGGGACAUGCAGAUGUGAGAAGUGGCCAAAGAUCUCCUCCUGGAGUGCCAUGGACAAACCUUGCCACAGCAAGCAGCAGGCUGCUAGAUCUUCCUCUCUUCUAGAUGGGAUUCUGUGUUGUACAACUGGGUCUGUGAAACCACUGCCUCCAGUCCUUCAAACUCUCUUGAAGCGUGGAAGCCUGCCCCAGAGACUAUCACCAGAGAAGUCAGUCCUGAAUUUGGCUGUGGCCCAAGGCAACUACAAACCUGAAGGUAAUUCAGCUAUCCAGCUUGUCAGAAGCAAUAAAUAUUGUGUAUCACAAGAAAAAUAUUCUGACUGGUGGAAAAUAAUGGAUUGGGAAGGGGAAAACUCCAGUGUCAGCAAACAGACAUUGGCAGAAGAGCAGAGUAUUGCCAAGCGUAAUUGGUAUGCUGAUAUCUCCUGUGCCCAGUCUGAGUAGCUGCUCUGUCUGAAAGUCAUACACAUCCUUUAUUGUUUGUAUAUCAACAACCACAGAAAUGUUUCUGUGUCUGUUGUCUUUGCUAUACAUAAAAAAGGAACAGUCAAAUUACAUGUGUAUAAAACCCCUGAGCACAAGUAUUACCUUGCUGAAAAUUAUUGUUUUGAAUCAAUUCCCAAACUUAUACACUACCAUCAGCACAACUUCACCAGUUAUCCUAUGUUCCAGCAUGCAGUAUCUACAAAAGUAAAUAAGGUCUCAACCACAGCUUCAUCAGGAAAUUGCAUUUGGGAGUUGAAAUGAGAAAAAAAUGUCCUGUUGAGAGAGCUAGAGAGUGCUCAGUUUGGAGUGGUGCUUCAGGGAAAGUGGAAGGAAAAAUAUGAAGUGGCUAUAAGGAGGAUUAAAGAGGGAGCAGAAGAUGAACUCAUAGAAGCUCAGGCCAUGAUGAAAAUUAAUAAUCCCAAACACUUUAGACUGUACAAUGUAUGCUCAAAAUUAUAUCCUGCCUAUUUAGUGACUGACUAUUUGAUCAACCACCUAAGGAGUCAUGGAAAGGAACCCUCCUACCCUUUAGCUUUUUUGAAAGUAUGUUAUGAUGUUUGUGAUGCUAUGGCAUUUCUGGAGAUCUGUCAGUUCAUACAUGGAGACUUGGCUGCUAGGAACUGUUUGGUUGACAGCAAAAUUACUGUGAAAGUAUCUGACUUCAAGACGACUCGAUAUGUUCUGGAUGAUCUGCAUAUAAGUUCUCUAGGAACCAAGUUUCCAGUGAAGUGGUCAGCAUCCAAAGUUUUCCAUUACAUGAAGUCAGAUGUAUGGGCCUUUGGUAUCUUAAUGUGGGAGGUGUUCACUUUGGGAAAGCAGCCCUAUGAGCUUUAAUAUAGAAUGCCAGUGAUUGAGAAAGUUUCUCAUGGAUACAGAUUUUAUAGACCACAACAGGUUUCAAACACCAUCUACUAGAUAAUGGACAACUGCUGGAAUGAACUACCAGAAAAGCGCCCUGCCUUUUAUCAGCUCUUACCAUUUUUUGAGGCGUUGAGAGAAGGCAACAGAGGUUGA
Molecule: messenger RNA, 1785 nt
Organism: Pipra filicauda (Wire-tailed manakin)
Lineage: Eukaryota; Metazoa; Chordata; Aves; Passeriformes; Pipridae
Gene: BMX
Product: BMX non-receptor tyrosine kinase
Biological process (GO): B cell receptor signaling pathway; adaptive immune response; peptidyl-tyrosine autophosphorylation
Molecular function (GO): non-membrane spanning protein tyrosine kinase activity; ATP binding
Source: RefSeq, a predicted model, not a curated record